CAGAAGCAUAUCAUUAGUUAAUGUUUCAAUUUAGUGAUAGCUUUUGCAGUUGAUCGAUCGAUGAGGUCCAGUGGGUAUAAAAGUCUGUCCUACUUUCGAGAUUGGAAUUGUAAGUUGAAGUCGCGAUCAUCAUGAAGCUACAAAUUUUGGCGUUUUACGUUUUUCUUGAGUUUGCUAACGCUUUGCGUAGCAAUCUGACCAUGUUCACAAACUGCCGGGAUAUUGAUCUGGAGUACGAAAAGGCCUCGGUUUCGAUCAGUAACGUGCAGUACGAUCGUGAUGAAGAUGGCGUGUGUAGUGCGAUGCACGUGGAGUACAACAUUCAUGCUAGCAGCAAUGAUGAUGCUUUCGAGCUGAUCCUGACCAGCUUCCAGUGCCCUCUGGGAACCGUUGGAAUUUGUUCGGACAAUCCGCAGGAAUUCAUAGAACCGAUGCACUGUGAUCGCUUCCAUUCGGACGAAUCUGGUCCCUGGUUCAUGAUGGCCAAUGCCAUGAGCAAUGGAGAUCGAUGUGGACGUUUGGAGGGUAAAUUCAACCUGGACACGGCCAUCCUGAAGUUGAGCUACCUGGACAAAUACAUCGACAUGGGCAAGGGAUCGUAUCGGGUUCGGAUGUUGUUCCACGUGCCCAACACCGACAGAGCCAUCAUCAAUAUGAAAGGAUGCUGCGAGAUGGAUUUUGACGUUAUUGAUUAACGAAGCAAAUCUUGAGCAAUGGAAAUCCUAUACUGAUUGUAUAUAACGAUCUCAUGAAACGCUAUGAUUUAAGAUUAUUCUUUAACGAACACGAACAUUGAUGUAGCCACACAUUAAAACGCCAUUUUGUUUAGAAGGGCGCAUUUGCAAUACA
This is a messenger RNA of Uranotaenia lowii, 849 nucleotides long. RefSeq lists its product as uncharacterized. Lineage: Eukaryota; Metazoa; Arthropoda; Insecta; Diptera; Culicidae. The transcript has 3 exons. The record is from RefSeq and is a predicted model, not a curated record. Bases 132 to 695 code for a protein of 187 amino acids.